This is a messenger RNA of Pseudo-nitzschia multistriata, 2526 nucleotides long. The record is from the annotation of a GenBank genome assembly. NCBI's taxonomy places the organism in Eukaryota, Bacillariophyta, Bacillariophyceae, Bacillariales, Bacillariaceae.
GAUCUGAUCGAGAGGAAUUUUUAUAUCAUUGCUGACAUUUGAUGUUGAUUUCAAGUUCUACGAAUCUUUCGAAAUUGCAACCGAGGACAACACAAGUGUCAUGCUGAUAAUCAAAAUGAGCAUGAGUACAAGUAAGAGGACGGCAUAAUAGCAACUGAGCUGUAGAAGGGAAAAGAAAAUUGGACAAUGGAAAAAAGACAUUAUGUCUUCUACCCAAAGAAUUGUAGCAAAAAUAUCGAAGUCUCGACGAUUUUCCUCGUCGCCAUCACCAUCGUCAUCUCAGACAGCCCGAGAACAGCUAUGGGUCCGGCGUUGCCGGCUGUUGGAUGCGAGCAGAGGCCUCAUGGAUUGUAAUUCACAAUCGUCAACCAAGAAGCGGCCACUUCCGAUUUUCCCCCUCGAAGCUCGCCACUUUGGGGGUUACGACCAUCAGCAGCACACAGCACCUGAUACCCAAAGCAGUCUGGCGCCAAACACGCCCAAAGAAUUUCACAAGAGACUCUGCACGAUGAUUCGCAACGCAAAGAAACGUGUCCGGAUUGCUUCGUUGUAUGUUGGUCCGGCAACCUCCAACAAAGACGACUGUGAGGAAACAGAAUUCCUAGGGGCCCUGUCGGAGAUAGUGAAUCGUAACCACGCGAACGGAGGGGUAAGUGGCGUCAACAGUGGUGACGAGAACUCCCGUGUUUCAGUAAAGAUCCUUCUCGACGAGAAUCGUGCGUUGCGACCCGUACCAAUUGUACAUCCUGUCGACAACGAUCAAGCCAACUCGAAAACAACAACGUCUUCCGCAGAGGCUGUUGCUCGUGCAAUCGAGGGAGAUUCGCUAAGUGGCAAAGCUUCCUCCUCUUCUUCACUCCAUUUGUUUCGGGUCUUGCCUCCUACCACUAUUUUCGGGAGAAAUUGGUUACCAAACCCGGUGGAUGAAAUCGCGGGCGUCUUUCACAUCAAAAUCUACAUCGUCGACGACCAAUUGCUCUUAAGUGGUGCCAAUCUAAGCCGGGAAUAUUUUUGUGAUCGGAUGGAUCGGUAUUUACACCUAGUCGAUGGGGCCAACGGAUUAGUAGAUUUUUAUGCAGAGCUGGUAGAAAUUCUCUGUCGACAUUCGAACAAGUACCAACUUUCGGCAGCGGUCUCCGAUGACGCAAUACAGCAAAACCGAAGAAGAAACAACGAUGAAUUCCUGCGGGAAAUUACCCAUCACUUUCAAGACUCGAAUCCAAAUUCUGCGUCGGUAGCUUCCACCCGAGAUCUGUUUGCACGGGAGGAGAAGAAGCAGAAAAUUGUAGCGGUGGCUGUACCUACCUUUCAAGCUCCUGCUGGAUAUUUUCGACAAAAGGAUGCCAAGAAAAAAUCGAUCGCAAGAGAGUUUUCAGUGAACUGGUCAACGUUUUGGUCACUCUUUCGUAUCGAUCAACAGCCGGCCGACAAAGUUAACUUUGUCACAGAUAUCGAAGCUACGCUCAAUUUGUUGAGGGAAGCGGGAAGGUUAAACAGGACAAACGAUGGCUGUCGAUAUUCGGUCCAAUUGAGCAGCGCGUAUUUGAAUCCAACAACUUCGUUGCUGUCCGUCGUGAAAGAGGGCUUUCGAAAUGUCGAAUUGUUGACUGCUGGAAAGAUUUCCCACGGCUUCAAACCCAAGAAGAAAGAUUGUAAGGAAGGGAGUCAAGGAACGGAUUGGACGAUUCCUUCCGUUUUCGACAAGUUGGUCGAUGAAUGUAUGCGGUUCCUUCGCACAACGAUACCGGCUACCGGGGCUGAUACCAAACCCAUUUGUUGUACGAACGCCCGCCUCUUUUUCUGGGAGCGACCCAACUGGACGUUCCACGCGAAAGGAAUUUGGAUGACCGAAAAAGACAGGGAAAUAGAAUCCAGUGAAAGUGAAGUUGCAGCCGUGGUGGUGGGAUCUAGCAAUUUUGGAUACCGCUCCUUUUGCAGAGACAUGGAGAGCAACUUGUUGCUGGUGUUUCCACCUCCAACUAUCGAUGACGGUGCUUCUCCAAACAACGACAAAACCUUGCGCAUUGCUAGGUCAUUCGGAGAUGAAUGGAAGAGCCUUCUCUCUUCAAGCAAGCCCGAAGUGAUGGACACCGACAAAAAUGGAGCAGUGCGAUCCGAGGAAUCAGCAGAACAACCACCUCCAUUGCCGUGGCCAAUCCUGAAAUCCAUCCCAUACAUUAAAUCUUUUUUCUAAGCAGAGCGGGAAAUUGUCAAUUUGACCAAUCUGUGCUGCGCUGAUUUCUAUUCAUCGUUAUCACUGCAAUGAUACAAAGCUAUGACUAAUACUUUUUUUGAGUGAAAGGUUCGGAUGUACUUGACACGAUGUUAUUGUACUGUUGGGAAUGGAAUACUAUGUAUCUUAAGCACUACCUCCCAUCCGAACCCUAUCGAAAAUAGUUUUAUGAAAGGCGCUUUAUUCUUCUUCCAUAGUUCGCAUCAAAUAUUUUAUCUUUGACUGGUGAUUGGUGGAGCUAGUACUACUACUACUACUACUGUUCUCUAUUUGAAUGAAUUAUAGUGGAGUAA